Molecule: messenger RNA, 2390 nt
Organism: Sciurus carolinensis (gray squirrel)
Lineage: Eukaryota; Metazoa; Chordata; Mammalia; Rodentia; Sciuridae
Gene: C17H19orf25
Product: chromosome 17 C19orf25 homolog
Exons: 3
Coding region: 267-680 (137 amino acids)
Source: RefSeq, a predicted model, not a curated record
UCCGACCGGAAGCGGAAGUUGUGGCGGUCGAGGCGGCUCCGGCGCUUGCGGGAGCUUUCCCGGGCGGUCCCGAGGUUGGCGGCCCGGGCCUAGCGGAACCCUGAAAUCCCGGGCCUCGGCGUCGGACGAAGGGAAGGCCAGAGCUCGGCGGCCCCGGAGGGCUCGGGGCCGCGGCGGAUGCGUACGGUCGUCGGGGCAGGAGGAGCGGCCCGCGCCCAGCGAGAGGUGGACGCCCGGGUCAGUGCUCCCUUCUCCCGCCUCCAGGCAUGGGCUCCAAGGCCAAGAAGCGCGUGGUGCUGCCCACCCGCCCAGCGCCCCCUACGGUGGAGCAGAUCCUGGAGGACGUGCGAGGAGCGCGGGCCCAGGACCCCGUUUUCACCGCGCUGGCCCCGGAAGGUGUCCAAGACCGCGAACCAGGCCUGCAGCCAAGCUGCCCGCCCGCUGCCUGUUCUGACCCACCAGGCCCCUCCAGGAGGACUGAAGACCCUGAUGAUCAGCGAGAGCAGCUCUACCAGCAGAGCCGGGCCUAUGUAACCACAAACAAGCGGCUGCGGCAGGCUGGGGAUGAGCUGAGGCAGAAGUGCGAGGACCUCCAGUUAGCUGGACAGGAGCUGGAGCAGGACAUCAGCCAGGUGACCUGGGCAGCGCUUCCAGGGACCUCAGCCACCUCCUCGAGCUAACCAGGGCCUGCAGGUCUGGGGCAGCACCCGAUGCCACCCACUUCUGGCUCCUCCCCAGGGACCUGAGCGCCCCAGGUUGGCAUUCCAUGAGGGCCCAGCACCUGUGGCCAGCCCUGCUUUUCUCCUUCACUCUGGCAGCAAGAGGUCAUGGUGUUUCCCCUGACGCUGGACUGGUGGGACCUACUCAGUGGUCUUGGCUCUGCCUGGACAGAGGAUGGGGAGGUUGGAUGCUCUCUGGAGUUCUGUCCCCUCCACUCACAGUGGCCCCUGGUUGGAGCUGAACUUCUGGGGCAGUGGCACCUCCUCACUCCCCCAGCGUAGGGGAGUGUGCUCAGGGCACUGUGAACCUGGUUUCAGGUAUGCGUGCUCCCCAGGAAGGGCCGGUCCAUCUGUUCAACUAGGUCCAGGUGCCUGGCCAGAGGUCAGGGUGCAGGACUGACCUGUUGACUGUGUAGCUCAGCCAGAUGGGCUCCCGCCCUGCAUCACGUAGCCCGAGGGCCAGCCUGAGUUUCUGGUCCACCUCCUUCCCAUUUGGAAGCUCCUGCCACAGACCACAGUGAUCUUCACAACUACCCUGGCUGCUGAGGUCACUGGCCCCAAGAAAGAAUCCCUGAGACUAGCCACACUUGGACUAUGUCCCUGUGGUCAAGGGGAUUUUUCUGGCCACUCCACUGCCCAGAGUCUGGCUGGGGUCUUUAGGCCCUGUGCCCCAUCCUCGUGGUCCUGUCUUCUGGGGGCUGUGGAGGCUGGGUAGGAGAAUCUUGAAAGGGGUGUUCAUUCUGAACAAACAGGCAGAGACCAGAGGAACUUGGGCCUGGGAGAGGUACAGAGCCAGGCCCCCAGCCUCCCCACCAGCCCCCAAGGAUGAAAUCCCCUUUGCAGCUGACUGGCUGCCCAAAUGGUGCCUCUGAGCCACUGCUGCCCAGGGACCACGCCAACUCGGGGGUGCACACAGACAUCCUCAGGGCUCCUGUUUAGGGUUCUGAGCGUGGCGCCAUCACAGUCCUGCAGGGUGGCUAGAAUCACCACUGCUCCUUGCCCUCUCCACCCUGCACACACAGUUCCCCAGCAGACAGGCUCUUUCCUGAACAUCAGAGGGGUUUCUCCCAGUAAAGGGUUACUGCUUAAGCCAAAGAGACUUCCUAACGAGAAACGAUCUGGUGGGGCCCAGACUAAGCCUUUGGGGCUUCUCACGGAUCACCUACCCCAAAGCUUUGCUGCCUGGCCCACUGGGAGUGGAGGUCUGGUCCUGAUUCCCACCAUCCCUUUCCCACACACCUCUGCCUAGCCUUAGCCGGCCUUGGCAUGUAGGCCAGCCCAGCACCUUCCAAGGUGCUGGUUCUGCAUGUAGUACUGUUUUGCUGUGAUGGCCCUGUCCCACCAGGGCCUGCCCAGACCCCUGCCCUGCCUCACACUGGGACUGGCAGCCAGGAAUUGACAUCCAGAAACAAAGGCCCAGGCGAGCCAACUGCUGGGAAGCUGUCUCCAUGGGACCAAGGCAGUUCGCCAGCCCUUCCCUGUCCUGGAAUAAUCACCCUCACGCAUUGGUCCAGCUUCCAGGACCUGACUAGAGGUGUCCACUCAGCAUGCGGGGCCCUCCUGUGGUCGACCCGGAAAGCCCUCCCCCGCCUCACCCCGUCCUGGGCACAGGAGCCACGGCAGCUGAGGGCGACUCAACAGCACAGUUUAUUAAAGGUGCAGAGAAGCAGA